AUGCCGCCCCCUGUCCCUCCUUUCUCCCGCCCACGCCCCUCCUACCCACCCAAGCAUGUUAGUAGCCGGACUUUGUCGUUUUCUGAGGAGCGGCGUUAUGGGCGUGGGCGUGAGAGGUACCACUCGCGGGAGGUAGCCAUGAGGGCGUGCUUCGACAUGAUGAGACGCCGGUACAACGAAAUGCCAGCCGAUCCCGCCCAGAAUUUCCCCACCCACAGUGAGUUGGGGAAAGGGAAAGGGGGUAAGGCCCACCCCAUGGGCGUGCCUGCAGACAUCCUUCGCGUGGACUACGUCGACUUCCGCCCACAGGAGAAUGCGAAGGACCACCGCACCUUCCAUUACGAGUUGGUCCAGGAUCAUGACCGCCCUACGCCCGUGUUCAGGAGAGGACAAGCCUUCUACAUGUCUCUGGUUACCCGCGAGCGAGACUUCGACUGCACGCGCGACAACCUCUACCUGAACUUCUACUUUGGCCCUAACCCUUCCGUGCCCAAGCGUACCCGCAUCGUCUUGCCCGUCACCAUCCAGAAGGAGUUUUCGAAGGCGCCGCAGAAGUGGGACUGCCGCAUCCACGCCCAGGACUCACGCAACCUCACACUGCAGGUGCACAUCCCCGCCACCUGCCCCGUGGGUGUGUGGCGCUGUGUGGUGGAGACGGCCACCAGGAACUACCCCAAGGCGAGGACGCAGUACCGCGCUCCCGAGGACAUGUUCGUCAUCUUCAACCCCUUCUGCAGAGACGACGCCGUGUACAUGGAGAACGAUGCUCAGCGUAGCGAGUUCGUGAUGAAUGACACUGGCAAGGUUUACUUGGGCGGCUCCAAGAACACCCACGGCCGCCCAUGGGUUUACGGCCAGUUCGACGACUGCGUCCUGCCAGCUGCUUGCGUCCUGCUGGAGAUGUCUCGCCUGACCCAUGCUGAGAGAGGCAACCCCGUGAAGGUGUCCCGCGCCCUCUGUGCCAUGGUGAGGGCAGGCUCUUACUCGUUUUCUCCAUUUUACUUUUACGGCAUGCUAGAACCUUACUACGAGGACGACCAUCGCGGAGGCCAGAACCCCCACCUCUGGACCGGUUCUGUCAAGAUCAUCGAGGAGUUCUUGUGGCAAGGGGCGACGCCUGUCAAGUUCGGUCACUGCUGGGUCAUGUCAGCUCUGCUCACGACGUUCCUGCGUACCUUGGGUAUGAGCGCUCGCCCAACCACCGUGAUCACGUCAGCGCAUGAGACCCAAGAUACCCUCACCAUCGACCGCUAUGUGGAUCGCUUCGGUGAUAUUAUCGAGCGUGGUCCUGGCCGAGACCAGCCUGACGCUGUGUGGGCCUUCCAUACCUGGUGUGACGUCUGGAUGACCCGACCUGACCUGCCCUCAGGCUACUCGGGCUGGCAGGCUCUUGACCCUGCCCGCUCAUACUUCAGGGAUAGGUACUCAAACGGCUGUGGCCCAUCAUCUGCCGAGGCGGUGAAGAAGGGAGACGUUGGUUACUCCUACGAGACCUCCGCCCUCUUCUCCGCCCUCAACACCUUCGUCAGAUACUUCUACGAGGAUGACGACUCCGAGUGGGGCUACACACACUACAGGCAGUACAGGUUCCCAAUGUGCAGGUCGAUAAUGACCAAGGCCGUAGGACGCCACGACGACGACGGCGAGGGUGACUGCGAAGAUGUUACGAAGACGUACAAGGACAUGGAGAGGUCCGAGCCAGAGAGGUUCACCGUCUUCAACGCCUGCCGGGGAAUGAGGAAGGACCACGUCUACUACGAUUAUCAGGUGAGGAUGAGGGUGAGUGAGGGAGACCAAGGGAGCUAUGACGUCACCUUCGAGCUCGUGGAUCCUCAGCGUGUGGCCGCCGGUCAGAGCAUGACAGUCACUUUGCAGGUCCACAACAAUUCUAGCGAGACACGUACCGUCCAGGCCACUAUUUCCACCAGGAGCGCCUUCUACACUGGUGUGAUGGGCGCCCACCUGAAGCGCGUCACGGGCCAGUUCACCCUCGCCGGCGGCCAGCGUGACACCCUCACACUCAGACUGGACGCCUCCGAGUACCAGGACCGCCUCGUGGACAUGGGCUUCAUCAAGGUCACGGCCUCAGGCUUCGUGAACGAGAACAAGCAGUCGUACAUCGACGAGCACGACUUCCAGUUCGAGAAGCCAAGGAUGAGCAUCGAGGUGGCAGAGUGCCAGGUCGGACAGGAGUGCACCGCAACCUUCUCCUUCAGCAACCCCCUGGACGUCCCCCUGACGGACUGCUUCUUCAGCAUGGAGGUCGGCGGCGCCUGCAGGCCCAGGACCAUGCGCGUCAACCGCGAGGUCCGUCCAAGGGAGACCUUCACCUACACACAGACCUUCGUUCCUCGUCGCUCCGGGGACCGCCGCCUCGUCGCCGCCUUCACCUCCAGGCAGCUCCACGACAUCACCGGCUCACGCAAGCUCACCAUCCGCGACUAA
This is a messenger RNA of Penaeus indicus, 2445 nucleotides long. RefSeq names its product hemocyte protein-glutamine gamma-glutamyltransferase-like. NCBI's taxonomy places the organism in Eukaryota, Metazoa, Arthropoda, Malacostraca, Decapoda, Penaeidae. Gene Ontology annotation, biological process: peptide cross-linking. Gene Ontology annotation, molecular function: protein-glutamine gamma-glutamyltransferase activity. Bases 1 to 2445 code for a protein of 814 amino acids. The record is from RefSeq and is a predicted model, not a curated record. The transcript is spliced from 14 exons.